AAUAAAGAAGAUGGAGGCAGACUUGUUUCAGUACCAUGCAGUGAAAGCACAACAGGCAGUGGGCACAAGCUGAUAUCCUGUAGCAUGGCAGGUGAAGAGGACUUCUUUCUGGAAGAAAAAAGAUUCAAGCAGUACUGUGAAGAAUUCAUUAAACAUUCACAGCAGAUAGGAGAUGGUUGGGAGUGGAGAACUAGCAAGGACCUUGGCGAUGGUUAUCUUAGUAAAAUACACUUCCAAGUAAGAAACAGAAACAUUCCACCAGAUCUCAAGGAGAAAAACAAUGAUAAUAUUGAACAAAUGUUUGCACAUGUUGAAGAGUCUUUGGAUGAUUCUCAAGUAGCUGGAGUUUGUGCAACAGAAGAAGUGAUUCGCUAUGAAUAUCACGUCCUGUACUCCAGCAGCUACCAAGUACCAGUGCUUUAUUUUAGGGCAUGCUUUUUAGAUGGAAGACCUUUAACUCUGGAUGAAAUAUGGAAGAGUGUUCAUGCAUGCUACCAGGCUCGUCUGCUGGAGGGGCCCUGGGACACUAUUACGCAGCAGGAGCACCCCUUACUUGGGCAGCCAUUUUUUGUUCUGCACCCCUGCCGCACUAAUGAAUUCAUGUCUUCUCUACUGACCAGCACACGGAAACACAACAGACACACAAAUUACAUUAUAUUGUGGCUCAGUACUGUAGGCCCAGUUGUGGGUCUCAAUCUCCCCCUGAGUUAUGCAAAACUAGCACCUGAGCAGAAUACAAAUGCUGAUUCAGUUGAAAGACCUCUGAGCUGAUGGACAGAUGAUGGGUAGCUGUAGUAAAGCUACUGAAGAGUUUCCUUGGGAUGAAAUCAAACAAAGGAAUCCUUCCUGAUUGGUGAGCAACGCAACGCAGAAAAAUGACUGUUGAUGGCUCUUCCUCUGGCAAGAACUUGGCUGGUUACAGUUGAAGACCUCAAAGUUGGUGGCAGUUGUGCCAACAGCUCUCAAGCAUCACCGAGACCUGAACUCCCUUGCGAUUGCAUUCACCCCUUGAAGUCACUCAUUUCCUGUGGCAACAAAGGGGCACAGACUCUGCCAAGUGGUGAAGCGAAGACGUUUAAUGUUUCGUUUUUACAGCAUAUAUAGUUUCUUUUGAUCAUGCGCUGUGCUCUCUAAACAGAUAGGUUGCAAGUGGAUGUCCACGCACUCUUGGGAGCAACACAACUGGCUACAUUUAAGUGUCCAUGCACCUAAACUACCAAAACCUUUGGUAGUUCCUUUCUACCUUUCUACCUAUGUUAUCUGUUGUAUACCUCGCUAUCUGUUAUUUGCGCUGCCUUGCUAGAUUUCACACCACACAGAUAAUGCCAUAUAAAGACUUUGUUUUACUGUUCCCACAGCUUCCUUCCCACCAGUGCAGGAACAUCUGCUGAAUUCCCACAGAGCCGCUCAUCCCCAGCUUCUCCAUCCUCCACAGUUUCCUACCUCUGUUCUGCUGUGGUGGUGGCCUUAGUAACACUGCACACAAAUGCACAAGCCUAUGGUUCCUUGAUACAGAGGUGAGAUGCUGAGUUUGGAUCUACCUGCAGCCCUGAGGAAAGAGACUUGGGGGUGCUCGUGGACGAGAAGCUGGACAUGAGCAGGCAGUGGGCAGCUGCAGCCCAGAAGGCCAAUCACAUCCUGAGCUGCAUCAAAAGAUGCGU
This is a messenger RNA of Calidris pugnax (ruff), 1661 nucleotides long. It is a transcript of the gene ATG10, whose product is annotated as autophagy related 10. NCBI's taxonomy places the organism in Eukaryota, Metazoa, Chordata, Aves, Charadriiformes, Scolopacidae. The coding region runs from base 85 to 771 and encodes 228 amino acids. The transcript has 8 exons. The record is from RefSeq and is a predicted model, not a curated record. Gene Ontology annotation, biological process: protein modification by small protein conjugation; macroautophagy; protein lipidation. Gene Ontology annotation, cellular component: intracellular anatomical structure. Gene Ontology annotation, molecular function: Atg12 transferase activity.